This is a messenger RNA of Xenia sp. Carnegie-2017, 5081 nucleotides long. RefSeq names its product multidrug resistance-associated protein 1-like. The coding region runs from base 274 to 4572 and encodes 1432 amino acids. NCBI's taxonomy places the organism in Eukaryota, Metazoa, Cnidaria, Anthozoa, Malacalcyonacea, Xeniidae. Gene Ontology annotation, molecular function: ABC-type transporter activity; ATP binding; protein binding. Gene Ontology annotation, biological process: transmembrane transport. The transcript is spliced from 27 exons. Gene Ontology annotation, cellular component: membrane. The record is from RefSeq and is a predicted model, not a curated record.
AUUUCAAAUGAAUGCUGGAAUUUCGCGUAUAGAUCAUUACAGAGAUACCAGGAAGCCCUACAGGGAAUUAAGGCUAUAAAUGUCUCCCUAUUUUCAGACUCUUUUUUCAAAUGGUGAAAAUUCUUUCCCCAAAUUAUGAAAUGUGAAAAACGAGAGUGGUAACACUGGCUCUGAUGAUAUGCAUAUGAUGGCUUCCUCGUCUUUGUUGUAAGCAAGUGCAAGGUUCAAGGGUUCAAGUACAAAAAAGUCGUUAAAUGUUUAUCAAGUCUGGGAAUGCAUGUAGUUGCAUUAUAUGAUUAUUUUCCUGGUCAAAGUGACAUCACCGACGUUUGGUAUGCGCAAGCACCACACAUUAAUACUCAUUUGAAUUUUGCAAAAGGAGAUCUCUUCGAAGUCAUUGGUGAUGUUGAUUGGUGGCUUUAUGUUAAAACAAAUGACGGUGAAUCAGGUUAUAUUCCAAGUUUGUUCACUGCUCCCGUGAAUGACGAUUGUUUGAAUAAAGAUGAUUUAAGCUAUGAAGUUUUAUCAUGUUAUGGCGAUGUACCAUCACGUGCUAUUGAUGUGUCCGCAGACUUAACUUUUUUUCCAGAUGUGCAACUUCAUGACAUUAAUGAAUUUCAUCACAUGGACAUGGCUAAAUGCCCUGAAGAAAGUGCUAAUAUCUUUUCAAGAAUUACAUUUUGGUGGAUGACAGGCUUAGUACGGUUAGGCUAUAGUAAACCAUUGGUUACCAAGGACCUUUGGUAUUUGCAAAGUUCGCUAAUGUCAAAAAAUAUUGAAGGAAAGUUCAUUGAAAUCUGGGAGCAUGAAAAAGAAAGAGUAUCAAGAAAGUUUGAAAAACUUAAUUCAGAAAAGACAAAAUAUGUAAAUGAACAGUCAAAGUAUGACUCAGAUGACCAUGAAAACUUACAUGAUGAAGUAAAAUAUUCCUGUGAUGAAAGUAAAGAAAAACAUCCAUCAUUAAUGAAGACUUUGCUGAAAAUGUUCUUUCCAUUUUUAAUACCUGCGAUCUUGUUCAAAUUUUGUUACGAUUCAUUGGUGUUUGUUCAACCUCAGUUACUUGGAAUGAUUGUGGAAUUUGUUGAUGAUGAAAAUGAUCGCCCCUUGUAUGAAGGCUUAAUUUAUGCUGCAAGCAUGUUUGUCGUUGCAACAUUUCAAACGUUGGUGCUACAACAGUAUUUUAAAAUUGUUUUGGUUACCGGUCUUCGGCUUAGAACAUCAGUUCUUGGAAUUGUUUACAGAAAGGCUCUGGUCCUUAGCAAUUAUUCCAGAAAUCAAUCAACAAUUGGUGAAAUGGUUAAUUUAAUGUCUGUAGAUGCUCAACGUCUUAUGGAUAUUUUGACAUACCUUAACUUAAUUUGGUCAUCACCAUAUCAAAUAAUCCUGGCAAUAUACUUUCUAUAUCGCGCUAUGGGUAUUUCUGUUCUAGCUGGUGUUGCAGUUAUGUUGGUCAUUUUCCCGCUUAACUUUUUUAUUGGACGAUGGUUACGUAACUUUCAGGUCAAACAAAUGAACAUUAAAGAUUCGAGAAUUAAAUUGAUGAAUGAAAUAUUAAACGGUAUUAAGGUCCUCAAACUGUUUGCUUGGGAAACGUCAUUUUUAGAAAAGACUUCUCGAAUACGAAAAAAUGAAUUACGUAUACUCCGAUUCUUUUCUUAUCUUAAUGCAAUCUUGAGUUUUUUUAUGUCCUCGUCUCCUGUACUUGUUUCUUUGGCGACAUUUGCAACAUAUGUAUCUCUGGGAAAUACACUUACUGCAUCAAAAGCAUUCGUUGCACUUGCUUUAUUUGAAACUCUUCGUUUUCCUCUUAGCAUGUUGGCGCGAUUACUAACAAAUCUUAUUCAGGCAUUAGUGUCCAUUAAGCGUUUGCAAAGAUUUCUCAACAUGGAAGAGCUUGACCCUAAUCACAUUGAACGAUCCGACAUUUCCAAAGGAAGUAAAGAAACGGCUGCAAUUAAAAUUACAUCUGGUACUUUCAGUUGGGAAAAUGAAAAGCAACCAAUUUUGAACGAAAUAAAUUUGAAAGUUAACCAUGGUGGUCUUGUGGCAAUUGUGGGACAUGUUGGAUGUGGAAAGUCAUCUUUACUCUCCGCCAUACUUGGAGAUAUAAAAAAACUUGCAGGUCAUGUUUAUCUACAGGGCUCUGUUGCAUACGUAUCGCAACAAGCCUGGAUUCAAAAUGCUACUUUGCGUGAAAACAUUUUGUUUGGAAAACGGAAAAAUAAUGAAAGAUAUCGUCUGGUCAUUGAUAAGUGUGCUCUCAAACCUGAUUUGCAAAUCUUACCUGGUGGAGAUAUGACUGAAAUUGGCGAGAAGGGAAUUAAUCUCAGUGGUGGACAAAAGCAGCGUGUUAGUCUUGCUCGUGCUGUAUACAGUGAUGCUGAUAUUUAUUUACUUGAUGAUCCUCUCAGUGCAGUCGACGCUCACGUUGGAAAACAUAUUUUUGAUUUCGUCAUUGGUCCGAACGGGAUGUUAAAAAAUAAAACCAGAGUUCUUGUCACACAUCAGGUCAGAUUUCUUCCCCAAGUAGAUCAAAUAAUUGUGCUUCGUAAUGGUGUGAUCACUGAGAUUGGUUCAUACACUGAACUUCAAGCCAAUCAAGGAGAUUUUGCUGAAUUUUUAAAGAUUUACGCUACGGAACAUAACGAAGAUCGAGAACACGUUGGCAAUAGGAGUCGCUCAAAAUCACAAAUAAGUACAACCAGUUUUAUGAACAAUUUAAAUGUUGAUGACGGGAAAUCAAAUGUUUCUUCAUCAAAUGGCAAUACAAACAAAUUAACGACAAAAACUGACGAUGAAAAUGCGAGAGAAGACCACAAAAUGAUAAAGGAAGAAAAAGCUGAAACUGGAAGGGUCAAAUAUUCCGUUUUCAUCUAUUACUUUGCGUCGUGUGGAAUACAUUUUAUUUGUCUUCUGAUAUUCUUCCUCCUUUGCUCAGAAGCGUCGUUAGCUGUAUCACGUGUAUGGUUGGCUCACUGGAGUUCCUCGAAUGUAACUGAAAGCUCGCAACAAAAUUAUUACAUUGGUGUAUAUGCUGCUUUAGGUAUUAGUAGAGGAAUCUUUAUACUUUUGGUCACUAUGACUCUGGCGAAAAGUUGCGUUAAAGGAUCGAGAUUUUUGCACCAUAAUUUAUUGGUGAACGUUUUACGUUUGCCACUCUCGUUCUUUGAGAGCACACCUCUUGGACGCAUUGUGAACAGAUUCUCAAAAGAUAUUGAUGUCAUUGAUGCUCAAAUUCCUCUUAAUUUAUGGUGGUUCUUCGAAACGUCCACAUCAGUCUUGGGCGUUAUAUUUCUGAUAUGUUACUCGACACCAUUAUUUAUGACAGUUUUGUUGCCUCUCGUUGUACUUUAUGUGUUCAUACAGAGAUUUUACGUGACAACAUCUCGGCAACUUCAACGACUUGAGUCCAUAAGCAGGUCACCUGUCUAUUCUCAUUUCUUUGAAACGCUCAACGGCGUGAGUACGAUACGAGCUUUCAAUGCUCAACAGCGUUUUAUUAUGUUAAAUAACAAGAAUGUUGAUGAGAACUCAAUGGUUAAAUAUCCUGUCAUCAUUAUCAACAGGUGGCUUGCUGUGCGUUUAGAACUCAUUGGUAAUUGUGUGAUAUUCUUUGCUGCUCUCUUUGGCGUACUAGCUCGUGAAAGUAUUGAAAGUGGCUUGGUUGGUUUAUCCAUCACUGUUUCUCUUAAAAUCACGGGAAGUUUGAAUUGGUUAGUGAGACAAACAAGCGAGUUGGAGACCCAUAUUGUAUCGGUUGAACGAGUAAAAGAAUAUACUGAAGCUGAACAAGAGGCUGCAUGGACUAAUUUAUACCAAGCUCCUGCCAAUUGGCCAGAUAAAGGUGAAAUCGAGUUUAAACAACUGGGAAUAAGAUAUCGCAGCAAUCUACCUCUUGCAUUGAAGAAAAUCAAUGGUAAAAUUGGUUGUAAUGAAAAGAUUGGCAUAGUUGGAAGAACGGGUUCAGGAAAAUCAACGUUAACAAUGGCAUUGUUUCGUACAUUAGAAGCCAGCGAAGGAAACAUUACAAUUGAUGGUAUCAAUAUCGCACAUCUUGGUCUUCAUCUUCUUCGUUCAAAAAUCACUAUAAUUCCACAAGAUCCAAUUUUAUUUUCAACUUCGCUACGUUAUAAUUUGGAUCCGUUUGAAAGACACACUGAUGAGGAAGUUUGGUCUGCUCUUGAAAUGGCUCACCUAAAAUCUUUUGUUUCUCAACUUCCAAAUUCUGUAAAUUUUAUGAUCUCGGAAGGCGGAGAAAAUUUAAGUGUUGGUCAACGUCAGUUAGUGUGUUUAGCGCGUGCUUUGUUAAGAAGAACGAAAAUUUUGGUUCUUGAUGAAGCAACAGCUGCUGUUGACUUGGAAACUGAUGAACUUAUUCAGCAAACGAUUCGUAAAGAGUUUGCUGACUGUACAGUUCUGACUAUCGCUCAUCGAUUGAAUACAAUUAUGGAUUAUACAAGAAUAAUGGUACUCUCUGAAGGAGAAGUAAAAGAGUUUGACUCCCCAAGUAAUUUGCUAGAGCAAAAAGGCAUGUUUUAUGAAAUGGCAAAGCAUUCUAAUCUUGUUGUUUGAUUAAGGGUACAUGGCUGAAUCUUGUGAGUACAGAUUACCUCUUACCCUAUAAUUUUGUGUGCAUUGUCUAGAGUAACCUUUCAAUAUUAAUUGCUUCUGUAUUUUGAUCAUAAACCAAUUGUUUAUAAUGAAACAGAACCAAUCAUUUUUGAAGGUUACUCUCUUUGCUACCAAGAUUACAAAUUAUCUUUCUUCAAGAUUUAUCAUUUUCCCUCACUAUGACAUAUGUAGACUUAUACAAUAUAGGCUAUUCUAUACAAGAAUUAUUGGUAAAAUCUCCUGCCUUCAAACUCAAUGUUAUUUAUUCUAUAAGUAUUAUUGGUAAAAUUUCCAUGCAAACUAUGUAGUCCAUACAAAGUUUGUGAUUUGGUGCAAAUGAAACUUCAUACUUUGUGUUGAUAAAUGUAGGAAUCAUUUAGCUUAUGAUACUACGCUACAGUAUUUAUUGGUACUUUGUAAACAAAUUGUUCUGUUAAAAAAGUUCAGUUUAAAAUGUUAUGAGGUACAAA